This is a messenger RNA of Elgaria multicarinata webbii, 535 nucleotides long. Its product is annotated as DNA-directed RNA polymerases I and III subunit RPAC2-like. Gene Ontology annotation, cellular component: RNA polymerase I complex; RNA polymerase III complex. Gene Ontology annotation, molecular function: protein dimerization activity; DNA binding. The transcript has 5 exons. The coding region runs from base 42 to 392 and encodes 116 amino acids. The record is from RefSeq and is a predicted model, not a curated record. Gene Ontology annotation, biological process: DNA-templated transcription. Lineage: Eukaryota; Metazoa; Chordata; Lepidosauria; Squamata; Anguidae.
GACUCCCGACGUCCUUCGCGCUCAGAGGGCCUGCUGGAAAGAUGGGCGAGGAGGAGGAGAAGAAGAAGCCGCCAGUGCUGCAGAUGGUACGAGCUGAAGGGUCAGAUAAGAGCUGCGUCACAUUUGUGCUACACAAUGAGGACCAUACCCUUGGCAACUCCCUUCGGUACAUGAUCAUGAAAGACCCUGAAGUGGAUUUCUGUGGCUACAGCAUCACCCAUCCUUCCGAAAGCAAAAUCAACUUCCGGAUUCAGACCAAAGGAGGUCUGCCUGCUGUUGAGACGUUCCAGAAGGGUCUGGAGGAACUCAAGGGCGUCUGCCAGCAUGUGCUUAGCACAUUUGAGGCAAACGUGGAGGAGUAUAAGGCCCAGAAAGAUAUGAACAUGGAGUAAUCAUAGCGGUGCCGAUGUGAUGGGCAUCUCUGCAUAAUGACUGGUUUGCAAUUGUGACUUAUCGGAAAGGAUUUUAUUUUUAUUUUAUUUUUUUACAGAUGUCAUAGUUUGUUUUCUAAUAAAUGCUGGAUGAUGAAAAAAAA